CCGUUCCAAAGUAACCACCGAAACAAAACGCUUCCAAACCAAAAUACCAAAAUGAAGUGCAUGGUAGCUGCAGUCAUCUUGGCCCUCGCCGUCGUUUCGGAAGCCGGAAUCCUGCCCUACGCCGGUUGGCCGUACGGCCAUCUAGCGGCCCCGACCGUCAUCCAGUCGAACGUGUUGGCCCAUCCGUACGGUGCGAUCUCGCAUGCUGCCAUCCACGCUGCCUAUGCUCCGCAUGCCGCCAUCUUGGCAGCUCCACAUGCCGCCAUCUAUGCCGCACCGCACGCACCCAUCCUGGCCGCUCACCAUGGUCCGGCUGCUUCGGUCGCCCACCAUGCCGGUGUCGUUCCUGGAGCCACCUCCGUCACCGCUACCCGAGGUGCUGUGCAUGUCGCCCCUCUGCCCGGACAUGCCGUCUCCCAGCAACAGCUGAACCUGGCCCCGGCACCGGGAACGAUCUAAGAUGCUCUAGUCCGCGCAACGCCUUUUACGGGGUGUUUCUCUCACAUCAUCUGUCGUCUAUCGCUGUUUUGUCGAAAUUACGCUAUCCCCAUUUAGAAUGGUAGAGUUAUUUCGUUUGAUCGCACGCCUCAUAUUCGGACUCGGAACGUGUUGUGAAUAAAAGGAGCAGACCAAAAUUGGUUUCAUAUUUCUCAUA
This is a messenger RNA of Anopheles moucheti, 655 nucleotides long. Its product is annotated as adult cuticle protein 1-like. The transcript is spliced from 2 exons. The coding region runs from base 52 to 459 and encodes 135 amino acids. Lineage: Eukaryota; Metazoa; Arthropoda; Insecta; Diptera; Culicidae. The record is from RefSeq and is a predicted model, not a curated record.